This is a messenger RNA of Colletotrichum orchidophilum, 838 nucleotides long. RefSeq names its product mitochondrial chaperone bcs1. Gene Ontology annotation, biological process: protein insertion into mitochondrial inner membrane from matrix; mitochondrial respiratory chain complex III assembly. The annotation marks the transcript as partial. Gene Ontology annotation, cellular component: mitochondrial inner membrane. Lineage: Eukaryota; Fungi; Ascomycota; Sordariomycetes; Glomerellales; Glomerellaceae. The record is from RefSeq and is a predicted model, not a curated record. The transcript is spliced from 2 exons. Gene Ontology annotation, molecular function: ATP hydrolysis activity; ATP binding.
AUGCACCUUUCGAGUUCUACUCAUGUCUCCAUAGUGGAUAUCUUCUUCCCAGGCUUCAGCGGUGUCACGGCGGCGAUGAAUCAGCUUCUGAACGGCACCCUAGACAACUACGCCGUGCUGUUGACCGACGUUCACGACCCUGAUGAGGCAUACGACAUGCUCGAAUACUGGGUCUCUUCCCAGAACUUUGCCAAAACCGCUUGCUCAUCCCUUGCCAGCGUUGAUGGCAGGCGAGGCCGGGUUCUGCUCCAUCCAGACUACGACACUACGACCAAGAAACCCCUUCGAUUUACCCCGUGGAGAGAUCGAAUGUCUUUUUGGUACAAAGGGCGUCUUCUCUUUCUGCAAUGCACGCAAAAUGAGCUGGCGUUGUUUCCGCGCAAAACAAUGACGGUUUCUUGUGUUGGUCGUUCUUCUCAAAUCCUACGAGAUCUCAUGAAUGAAUGCCGCGUUGAAUACCUCAGAGUUUCAGAGAACAAAACUUCUAUUUUCGAACACCACAACAAUGGCUGGAAAAGAACCAUGACCCGAGAAAUUAGGCCGAUCGAAACUGUCAUUAUGAAGGAAGAGUUGAAGCAAACGCUCCUGGACGACAUUCGCGCCUUUCUUAACCCCAACGCUCGGUCCUGGUACGCCAGUCGCGGGCUGCCGUACCGGAGGGGCUACCUGUUGUACGGCCGCCCUGGGACCGGAAAGUCGAGCUUCAGUAUAUCUAUUGCCGGCUGCUUCGGUCUCGAUAUCUAUGUCGUUAGUCUUGCCGGCAUCGACGAUAUGCGGCUUAGUGCCUUAUUCGCCGACCUUCCCCAGCGCUGCGUCGUUCUGCUCGAGGACGUCGACG